Molecule: messenger RNA, 804 nt
Organism: Trypanosoma rangeli
Lineage: Eukaryota; Euglenozoa; Kinetoplastea; Trypanosomatida; Trypanosomatidae
Exons: 1
Coding region: 1-804 (267 amino acids)
Source: RefSeq, a predicted model, not a curated record
AUGCAGCAGCUCCGGGACCACAUCUUCUUCUUCUUCGUUGCUCCUGUCACAGGAGCGUUUUCAUUGGCGGCACUUCGUGACCCAUGCAUGGCUUGGAGCAAGCUGGAACGCUCCACGGCAGCAGCGCUGUCGUCUUCCACAACACCACUCGUGUUGCCCAAGGCGUGUGAGUCAGUCAAAGAAACUUCCUUCAAUUGUUCUAGCGGAAGCUCCGGUAGGGUUCUCAUCGCGCUACUUUCGAGGAACCGGCUCGUACGUAGAACCGAUGGGACACUCCCCUCCCGUGGCUCCAUCAGGGUUCCCCCCCUAGUGGCUGGCGGCAGCAUAGUGCGUGAAACUUCAGGGAACGGUAACGAAGGAAGUGUUUGCAUCUCGAGCGGCUUUUCAACAUCCUCGGUGUAUAACGAGGCUGCAUUUGCGGUUUCACUGCGCAGCACAGAUGUGUCUAAGUGUGUGGGACGCUGUUCACAGAGUGGUUGUGAUUGCUGCAGGCUCGUAGCUCGCGUGACAGGACCGCUUGUGCAUGGCGAUGGCACAGUCGUUUUGGGCGGGGGAAAGGAUGGCGCUACCCUAUUGGUGUCAUCCGAUGCGUCGUCCGGCGCCGUUGGGGCAGGUGAUGUUUGCCGUCUCGUUUGCAGCGCACUCAGACGCCCACGCAAAGGGCGGCUUUCGCCCCCAACACUGCCUCGCACGGUCCCUUGUGACUUUGAUCCCUCCUUGCUCCUUCUGCAACUGCUUGUAGAGUCACGUAAAACACUCUUCCCGUCACCGUCUUUUAAAUUCGUUGCAAGUUGUUGCGGGUGA